AUGCCUGCCGUGCCUGCCGUGCCUGCCGUGCCUGUCGUGCCUGCCGUACCUGCCGUGCCUGCUGUGCCUGCCGUGCUUGUCGUGCUUCCCGUGCCUGCCGUGCCUGCUGUGCCUGCCAUGCCUGCCGUGCCUGUCAUGCCUGCCGUGCCUGCCGUGCCUGCCAUGCCUGCCAUGCCUACCAUGCUUGUUGCUGAGCAACGGCAUCAGGCCCUGCACUUACCACUCGCCCACUUUCUCCCCCCUCUCUCCCCUCUCUGCCCUCUCUCCCUCUCUCCCCUCUCUUUCCCCUCUCCAUGGCCUUCCAAUCUUUCCCCCUCCUCCACCUAUCCCUUUUCCCGCCCCUCUCAGCCACCCAGUGUGACGCGGAUGGUGACGCCAUGCCUGACGACAGCAACAUGUGUGGACGUUAGCCUGCUGCAGUGGCGAUGGAGGAGGGAGGGAGAGCAAGUGAGGGAUGUGUGGAGGGGAGGGAGAAGAAGGGGAAAUAGAGUGACCACCAUGAGGGAAGGAGAGAGAGAAAGUGGGGGGUGUGAUGGGAGAACGAGGAGGCAAGGAGAGGAAGGUGGGGAUGGCGCCUAUGGGGAGGCAGAGAAGAGUGUUUUCAAUGAUAGGCGUGCUGCAGACAUUGAUGGUGAUGAUGGUGGAGGGAAUAGCGCUAGCAGCAAUGAUGGCACAGCAGCCACAGUCACAGCCACAGCAGGCGCAGUAGCAGCAAUGCAAAGUGACUCCCCUUCGCCCCCAUCGUCACUUGCUGCUGGUGCUCUUAACUCCAUUGACUCGCUUGAAGCCCACUGUCUCGCGCUGCGCCUGAUUGGCUGCCUCGCUUUGCUGGUUGCUGACGUGGCACACGUGCAGGAGUUGGUCGUGCAGGCGGCAAUGGAAGCCGAGGGACAGCAGGAGCAACGCCAUGCAGCUCUCUUCGCGCUCACCUUCCUCUGUGACGUCUCUCCUCCCUUCGCCCUUCACACUCUCCUCCUCCUCUCCCUCGCUCUCCCUACCUCCCCACCGCCACCCCUGCCCCUCUCCCUCAAAUGCCAUCUGCACCGUCCUUCACACCCAUGUCUCUCGUGCCAAACCAAGCAGCCUAGAGUGAGAGGAAACGCACACAGGAGUCAAGCAGAGGCGGACGAGCAUAUGGCGGGGAAGCGGCCGCAGCAACAGCGUGAUGACUCGCCAGUUGCCCAUGCACCGUUGCACCCAUACUCGUUCGCCCACUCCCUGUCUCCACCAUACACACUGCCACCACUGGCCCUACACGCGCCUCUUCUCACAUCCUCCUCCCACAUGCCACGUGUCACCCACCCAUUGGCCUGGUGGAGGGGGCGUGAGGAGGGGAAGGAGGGGGUGCGGAUUCGAGUGGCAGCAGUGGUGGUGAAAUGCCUGGCGGGGCAUGAGGAGAGGGCUGUGAGGCGCGUGGCGUGA
Molecule: messenger RNA, 1422 nt
Organism: Closterium sp. NIES-65
Lineage: Eukaryota; Viridiplantae; Streptophyta; Zygnematophyceae; Desmidiales; Closteriaceae
Source: the annotation of a GenBank genome assembly